GCUUGCUGUUGCGGCUGCUUGUCGCCGUCCCGUCAUGGUGCGCUGCCCCUGGGGUCCCAGCAAGGGCAUGAGGGUGCUCCCUUGAGGUUGGGACUUGGGACGCGUCGGCCGCCGCCGCCGCCCUCUCCCUCUUCGGUGGCCCUGACGACGUUGGGGGAGAGGGCCGCCGAGACGCGCCCAGGGUCCAGCAGGGCAUAAGGGUGCAAACCCGACUCGUCUGGCUGAUGCUCUGGGGGGGGGGCCUGUGCUCAGGGGAGGCUGCAGCACCGCUCAACGAAGUGUUGGUGAACCGAGCCUGCAGACUGGGCCCCUUCUCACUGCUCGGUUCCAGCGGGGCCUCCUCAGGCCCCCAUGCUGACGCGCCACUCCCUCCUCCUUCUCAAGCCUCCCAACUGGGGCCAGAGCAGGUUCCGUAGCCGUCUGGGUUCAAGGGAGCAUUGCUCGAGCAAUGGUCCGCAGCUGUGGGCUGGGCUAGGUCCCACAUGGGUCGCGAGCUCAUGUGAUGGCUCAAGAUGACCAGCUGAUUUUGGAGGUUGACCCUCGUGAGAUCAAGUACCUGAGCGUCAUCGGCGAGGGGACAACAGCAGUAGUCCACUUGGCAAGGUUCAACGGCGCUCAGGUGGCGGUGAAGGAGAUCCGCGCGUCCGCCGAGUGUGCCGAAUGUGACGAGGGUACGCUCCAGGCGGUGGAGCGGGAGGUAGGGACUCUGAGCCAGGUCAAGCACGAGAACAUCGUUGGCUUCAUUGGGAUAUCCCUGGCAGCUCUUCCCAUUCGCCUCGUGCUGGAAUACUGUGCGGGCGGCUCCUUGUUCGAACUGCUCCACAACAGAUACAAUAUCUCAGUUUCGUGGAAGCAGAGAUUGAAGAUGCUGUCGGACGUCGCCUCGGCGCUCGACUACCUCCACAACUUCGAGCCCCCCAUUUUGCACCGCGAUCUGAAGAGCCUGAACAUGAUGCUCCUGGAUCAGGUGACGAACGAGUUCGACGACGUCGUGGUCAAGCUGGGAGACUUCGGCUUCGCCAGGAUCCUCGAGGAGAGGAGCAUGACGCGCGGCGUCGGCACGAAGCACUGGAUGGCGCCGGAGGUCCUCGCGGGCACCGACUACACCGAGAAGGCGGACGUAUUCUCUUUCGCUAUGGCGGCAUUCGAGGUGAUCUGCAGGCACUCCGUCGCGCAGGCGAUCAGCCGGGGCGAACGGCCCGAAUGGCCGGACCCGCAGGACCUGAUGCCGAGCAUGCCCGAGGGUCUGCUAGUCAUGGUGGAGUCCUGCUGGGCUCAGAGUCCGGGUGAUCGCCCAACCAUUGGCAAGAUAAAGGGCGAGAUCGAAAGGUUUCGCUAGAUUCUCCGGUAGAGUUUCAGGCUGUGAGCCAGCGGUAGCUAGUGUAGUAGGACUGCAGCAUUACAUUCAGAAUUUGCCAGGUUUGGUAGCCUGUCGUCUCGUUUGUUUCCUGGCUGCGGAUCAUGGGCAGCCUCAGUUUUUGGCUAGAGCUGGGUACUUCAACGCGCAUAUCCGAUGCGGGAGUACACAAACAGGGACUCCUUCCAUCACCCUUGGGCCUGCGACCCAGAGCGCUCGCAAGCUCGCCAGGUUGGCCUUUGAGAUACCCUUGCGCCUGCAA
Prorocentrum cordatum is the source of this 1619-nucleotide messenger RNA. NCBI's taxonomy places the organism in Eukaryota, Dinophyceae, Prorocentrales, Prorocentraceae. The record is from the annotation of a GenBank genome assembly.